AUGACCACUCCUACCAGUGCCAAUCUGAAUACCUUUCCAGCUGAUCCUCAGCAUCCACCAGUGAGUCCUUCGGCUCAAUCGCCGUCCCCAUCCACCCGCGUUUAUCCUGUCCAGACACGACGCCCAGCCUCUGAAUUGGAAGGGCUCACCGGCCAUGCCCCGCACGACGCUCGCGAAGCAGGUGCGGACGAGUGGAUGAACAUCGAGCAGAUGGAGCAAGAUCAGUCGGACUCGCAAGCUUGCUGGUGCACCUACCCCUACGAGCUGCCGGACCAGUCCGAUACCUCUGAGGAUGACGUCGUUGUCGAGCAUCGCGAUGCGGCAGGCCAAUCGGAUGAGCUUCGUGCCACGCCGACACAUGCCAAUUCGGACGAAACCUUGUCGACCGCACGCGCACCUUUUCGAAGCGAACAUGCGAAGCGUGCGACGGUGCAGGAAGAGCCGGAUGCUGAGGCGUCGCCUCCUGUCGAUGAACUGGCGCACCAAAGCGAAGCCGAGGGACGAGAUGACCAUCAACAUCGUUGCAGCCGCGAGCGUGGCCCAAGAGGCCAAAGUCGCCACGGCAUCAAAGGAUCCAUCACACAUCAUUCCCAUCCCUGCCAUGGUCGCCGCGGACCAGAGGAGUCACGCUCUCGUGGUCCGCCGCCGCCCCGCGCGUGCCAUCAUGAUCAUUCAGGUCAUCACUGUCCGGAGUCCUUUGAUUUCCAUCCCAUGA
Molecule: messenger RNA, 715 nt
Organism: Ceraceosorus bombacis
Lineage: Eukaryota; Fungi; Basidiomycota; Exobasidiomycetes; Ceraceosorales; Ceraceosoraceae
Source: the annotation of a GenBank genome assembly